Messenger RNA from Salvelinus namaycush (lake trout), 4955 nucleotides. RefSeq names its product multidrug resistance-associated protein 1-like. NCBI's taxonomy places the organism in Eukaryota, Metazoa, Chordata, Actinopteri, Salmoniformes, Salmonidae. Gene Ontology annotation, biological process: glutathione transmembrane transport; xenobiotic transport. The transcript is spliced from 33 exons. Gene Ontology annotation, cellular component: basolateral plasma membrane. The record is from RefSeq and is a predicted model, not a curated record. Bases 18 to 4556 code for a protein of 1512 amino acids. Gene Ontology annotation, molecular function: ATP hydrolysis activity; ATP binding; ABC-type xenobiotic transporter activity.
AACUUGAUCAACCGCGAAUGGGUUUGGACAAGUUCUGCAGUGCGGACGGUUCCGACCCGUUUUGGGAUUGGAACCGUACGUGGCACGUGGGAAACCCAGAUCUGACCCAGUGCUUUCAGAACACAGUGCUGGUAUGGGUCCCCUGUCUCUACCUCUGGGUCUGUGCCCCAAUCUAUUUCCUGUACCUCAAAAGCCAUGACCGGGGCUACAUAUGCAUGACCCACCUCAACAGAGCCAAAACCGCAGUAGCUUUUCUCCUGUGGAUCGUCUGCUGGGCAGAUGUGUUUUACUCUUUCUGGGAAAGAAGCCAACAUGACAGCGGUGCCUCCUCCUCCACCCAGGCACCUGUUUAUCUGGUUAGCCCCACCAUGCUCGGCAUCACUAUGCUGCUAGCCACCCUCCUGACCCAGUAUGAGAGGUUAAAAGGAGUCCAGUCUUCAGGGGUGAUGCUCAACUUCUGGCUGGUGGCCGUCCUCUGUGCUACCGUCACAUUCAGAUCCAAGAUCAUACAAGCCAUCAACGAGCCGUCGACGGUGUGUGUGUUCAGAUACACAACGUUCUACAUCUACUACACACUGCUGCUCAUCUCUCUGCUCCUGUCGGCCCUCUCAGACCAGCCUCCUCUCUUCUCAGAGGCAUCCAAAGACGCUAAUCCCUGUCCUGAGAUCGGAGCUUCCUUUCUGUCCAGAAUCAGCUUCUGGUGGAUCACUGGUCUGAUAGUAACAGGUUAUAAGCGUCCGUUAGAACAGAAGGAUCUGUGGUGUCUGAACUCAGAGGACCGCUCUCAGAGGGUCGUCCCUCAGCUCGUACGCCGCUGGAACAACGAGUGCCUGAAGGUCAAAAGACCGGAGGAGAAGACUCUGUACUCCCCUAAGAAGGCUCCUCGGGGAGAGAGGAAGGAGGGUGUCCCCGUAGAGGAGUCAGAGAUCCUGAUUAUGAAGACACCUCAGAAGACUAGAGAACCCUCUCUGUUCUGGGCCCUCUGUCUCACCUUCGGACCCUACUUCCUCAUCUCUGCACUCUACAAAAUCAUCCAGGACGUUCUUAUGUUCGUGGGGCCGAAUAUACUCAGGUUGCUGAUCCAGUUUGUGAAUGACUCUAGCGCCCCCUCGUGGCAGGGCUACUUCUACACCGCGCUGCUGUUCGUUUGUACCUGUUUCCAGACCCUCAUCCUGCAGAAGUACUUCCAUGUGUGCUUCGUCACGGGAAUGAGGCUACGCACUGCUAUAGUAGGAGCUGUCUACAGGAAGGCUCUGGUGAUCAGUAACGCGGCGCGGCGUACGUCUACAGUGGGAGAGAUCGUCAACCUGAUGUCGGUCGACGCCCAGCGCUUCAUGGACCUCGUCACCUACAUCAACAUGGUCUGGUCUGCUCCUCUACAGGUCAUACUGGCCCUGUACUUCCUGUGGCAGAACUUGGGUCCGUCGGUGCUGGCUGGCGUGGCUGUAAUGGUUCUGAUGGUGCCAAUCAACGGUGUGAUCGCCAUGAAGACCAAAACAUACCAGGUAGCUCAGAUGAAGAGUAAAGACAACCGCAUCAAGCUGAUGAACGAAGUUCUCAACGGCAUCAAGGUGUUGAAGCUGUAUGCGUGGGAGCUGGCCUUCAAAGACAAGGUGUCAGCCAUCAGAGAGAGCGAGCUCCGUGUCCUCAAGAAGGCUGCUUACCUGGGGGCAAUAUCCACCUUCACCUGGGUCUGUGCUCCCUUCCUGGUGGCGCUGUCUACGUUCACAGUGUAUGUGAUGAUAGAUGAGAGGAACGUGCUGGAUGCUCAGAAGGCGUUUGUGUCUCUGGCUCUGUUCAACAUCCUGCGUUUCCCCCUCAACAUGCUGCCCAUGGUCAUCAGCAGCAUGGUCCAGGCCAGUGUUUCUAUGAAACGUCUGUGUGUGUUUCUGUCUCAUGAGGAGCUGCAGGAGGACAGUGUGGAGCGCAGGGCUGUAGCAGGCUCCUCAGACAGUAUCUCCAUUGAGGACGGGGUGUUCAGCUGGUCUAGAAACGACGCCCCCACUCUGAAGAGGAUGAGUGUACGUAUCCCAGAUGGGUCUCUGGUAGCUGUGGUGGGACACGUUGGCUCAGGGAAAUCCUCUCUGCUCUCUGCUCUGCUGGGGGAGAUGGAGAAACUAGAGGGAUCUGUCUCUGUCAAGGGCUCUGUGGCCUAUGUACCUCAGCAGGCGUGGAUCCAGAAUGCCACCCUGAAAGACAACAUAGUGUUUGGUCAGGAGAGGAAGGAGAGCUGGUACCACAGAGUGGUGGAGGCCUGCGCCCUGCUGCCAGACCUGGAGAUCCUGCCUGCUGGAGACGGCAGUGAGAUCGGGGAGAAGGGUGUGAACCUGUCAGGGGGUCAGAAGCAGAGGGUCAGUCUGGCCAGGGCGGUCUACUGCGACUGUGCUGUCUAUCUAUUGGACGAUCCUCUGUCGGCGGUCGACGCCCACGUGGGCAAACACAUCUUCGAAAAGGUUAUCGGGCCCCAGGGCGUCCUCAAGGACAGGACUCGUGUCCUGGUGACCCACGGUCUGAGCUUCCUGCCCCAGGCAGAUCUGAUCCUGGUGAUGGUGGAGGGAGAGAUCACUGAGAGGGGCUCCUACCUGGAGCUGAUGGCACGUGACGGGGCCUUCGCUGAGUUCCUCAGGACUUACGCCAACAAAGAGCAGGAAGAUGACGAAUCAGACUCUGCACCAAAGAGAGGACUGGAGAAUGGACUUCCUGCUGCUGUGAUUGGUCAGAACCAUACCAGUACUUCAGCAGUGAGGACAGAAGGAGAGGUCCUGGGGAAGAAGGCCAAGAACGCUGAGGUGGGGAGAAUCACAGAGGCUGACAAGGCCAACACCGGACGGGUGAAGUUGUCAGUAUUCUGGGAGUAUAUGAAGGCUAUAGGGGUGGUGUUGUCCUGCGUCAGUAUCUUCCUGUUCUUCAGUCACCACUUCGCCUCUCUCUUCUCUAACUACUGGCUCAGUCUGUGGACUGACGACCCAGUCGUCAACGGAACCCAGCCCAGCAGAGAGAUGAGACUGGGGGUGUACGGAGCUCUGGGGGUUUCACAGGGCAUAGCUGUGUUCUGCUACUCCAUCUCUGUGUCUAUGGGUGGUAUAUUAGCAUCCCGCUACCUCCACCAGUCCAUGCUGUACAACGUACUGCGCUCCCCCAUGUCCUUCUUCGAGCGCACCCCCAGCGGUAACCUGGUGAACCGCUUCGCUAAGGAGACAGACACCAUCGACUCUGUCAUCCCAAGUAUCAUUAAGAUGUUCAUGGGCUCCAUGUUCAACGUAGUAGGAUCCUGUGUGGUUAUACUGAUGGCUACUCCACUAGUGGCUAUUAUCAUACCUCCUCUGGGGAUACUCUACUUCUUUGUCCAGCGUUUCUACGUGGCGUCGUCUCGUCAGUUGAAGCGUCUGGAGUCAGUCAGUCGCUCCCCGGUCUACACGCACUUUAACGAGACGUUGCUAGGCACCAGCGUCAUCCGAGCCUUCGGGGAGCAGGAACGCUUCAUCAGGGAGAGCGACGGUCGAGUUGACCACAACCAGAAAGCAUACUACCCCAGCAUCGUAGCCAACCGGUGGCUGGCGGUGCGUCUGGAGUUUGUAGGGAACGGUAUCGUAAUGUUUGCUGCUCUGUUUGCUGUGAUGGCUAGAGAGAGCCUCAGCCCUGGGAUCAUGGGCCUGUCCAUCUCAUACGCGCUACAGCUGACGGCCUCUCUGACCUGGCUAGUGAGGAUGUCAUCAGAUCUGGAAACCAACAUUGUGGCCGUGGAGAGAGUCAAGGAGUACGAAGACACAGAGAAAGAGGCGGACUGGAGACAUGACCAAUCGUCUCUGCCUCCAGGCUGGCCCACAGCAGGCAACAUAGACAUCAGAGGGUUUGGUCUGCGAUACAGAGAGGACCAGGAACUGGCCGUACGCAACAUCACCGUAGCCAUCCACGGAGGAGAGAAGGUGGGUAUAGUAGGUCGUACAGGAGCAGGGAAGUCCUCUCUGACUCUAGGAUUGUUCCGCAUCAUCGAGGCGUGUGAGGGAGAGAUUCAUAUAGAUGGAGUUAACAUCGCUACGCUGGGUCUACAUGAACUCCGCUCCAGGAUCACCAUCAUACCACAGGAUCCAGUGCUGUUCUCUGGGUCUCUGAGGAUGAAUCUGGACCCCUUCGAUGGCUACUCUGAUGAGGAGGUGUGGAGAGCACUGGAGCUCUCCCAUCUCAAGAGCUUUGUGUCGGGCCUGCCGGACAAACUCAACCACGAGUGUUCAGAGGGGGGAGAGAACCUCAGUCUGGGUCAGCGCCAGCUGGUGUGUCUGGCCCGAGCCCUCCUGAGGAAGACGAAGAUCCUGGUUCUGGAUGAGGCCACGGCUGCUGUGGACCUGGAGACAGACAACCUGAUCCAGUCCACCAUCAGAACCCAGUUUGAUGACUGCACUGUCCUGACCAUCGCACACAGACUCAAUACUAUCAUGGACUACACCAGAGUGCUGGUCCUGGAUAAAGGGGAGAUGGCAGAGUUUGACUCUCCCUCCACUCUCAUCACCAAGAGAGGAAUCUUCUACAAGAUGGCUAAAGACUCAGGACUGGUCUGAGGGGCGAACGGGAGAGGACAGGCGCUUAAAAACAACAUCCCUCCUUACAGAGAGCUCCUCCUCCAACUCCCUCUUCCUCUCCUCCGACCGGGAGGCUGUGCAGGGAAGAGGUAGCAGAGAGAGAGGAGAUUUCUAAAGAUUUCAAUGUUUCUGACUGAUAAGUGUGUAUAAAUUAUGGGAGCACUUUACCUCCACUCCAUCCCUCCGUCUACUUCUCCACUCCAUCCCUCCGUCUACUUCUCCACUCCAUCCCUCCGUCUACUUCUCCACUCCAUCCCUCCGUCUACUUCUCCACUCCAUCCCUCCGUCUACUUCUCCACUCCAUCCCUCCGUCUACUUCUCCACUCCAUCCCUCCGUCUACUUCUCUCUCCAUCCCUCCCUCUACUUCUCCCUCCAUC